CAAAGCGUGCCUUCCACGUGGUUGGCCUUCACCGAGGCUAACAUUCGUCGGGCACAUAAUGAACGUGCCGCCAGCCGCAAAGUGCGUGAAGAGAUCGAGGCUGUCCUCUUGGAAGCUUCCAACCAGAUUCACAGGGCCUGGGAGAAGAGCACGUCCGAGUUGGCCACGCGGGCAACUGAAGUUACAGAUGCGAGAAACGGAAUUCAGGCUCAACUAUCGAAAGUAGCCGUCUGUCCAUUGAGUGUUAUAGAAAGAUUUAAAGAGCUAGAGAAGGAUUAUGGCGAAGAGACUAGUUUCACUUUCUGA
Protopolystoma xenopodis is the source of this 306-nucleotide messenger RNA. Lineage: Eukaryota; Metazoa; Platyhelminthes; Monogenea; Polystomatidea; Polystomatidae. The record is from the annotation of a GenBank genome assembly.